Molecule: messenger RNA, 2252 nt
Organism: Malania oleifera
Lineage: Eukaryota; Viridiplantae; Streptophyta; Magnoliopsida; Santalales; Ximeniaceae
Product: serine/threonine-protein phosphatase 2A 65 kDa regulatory subunit A beta isoform-like
Exons: 13
Coding region: 239-2002 (587 amino acids)
Biological process (GO): protein dephosphorylation
Cellular component (GO): cytoplasm; protein phosphatase type 2A complex
Molecular function (GO): protein binding; protein phosphatase regulator activity
Source: RefSeq, a predicted model, not a curated record
GUUAAUUUUUUAUAAUUUUUAAUUCCAACAGCAGCCGCCCCUCCCCUUGCAUCUUUGAGUUAGUACAUUCUGGGAAUUUGGUCAAAAAGGGCAAACCGCUUCCGGAGAUUCGCAAUUCUAGGACAACAAAACAUUUCAUAACUCUCUCUCUCUUGCGAACAUCGAAGUCUGCCCAUUUGCGCCACUGCCCCAAUUAGAUCGAGUUGGAGGACUGCGCCCUCGUUCCGAAAGCCUCAGGAUGGCAAUGAUUGAUGAGCCUCUGUAUCCGAUUGCCGUUCUAAUUGAUGAGCUAAAAAAUGAAGACAUUCAGCUUCGUUUGAACUCAAUCCGCCGUCUCUCGACAAUUGCUCGAGCACUUGGAGAGGAGAGGACCCGAAAGGAAUUGAUUCCUUUUCUUAGUGAGAAUAAUGAUGACGACGAUGAAGUGCUUCUUGCAAUGGCAGAAGAGUUAGGGGUGUUUAUUCCAUAUGUUGGAGGUGUGGAACAUGCUAAUGUUUUGCUUCCACCUUUGGAAGCCCUAUGUACGGUUGAGGAAACUUGCGUGAGAGACAAAGCUGUGGAGUCAUUGUGUAGAAUUGGGGCUCAAAUGAGGGAGUCUGAUUUGGUGGAGCAUUUCAUUCCUCUGGUUAAGAGAUUGGCUGCUGGUGAGUGGUUCACAGCUCGUGUUUCCUCAUGUGGAUUGUUUCAUAUUGCUUAUCCAAGUGCCCCUGAUACAUUAAAAACCGAACUACGAACAAUAUACGGUCAGUUGUGUCAAGAUGACAUGCCUAUGGUGAGAAGAUCGGCUGCUACAAACCUUGGAAAAUUUGCUGCUGCUGUUGAAGCUGCCCAUUUGAAGACUGACAUCAUGUCAAUAUUUGAGGACCUAACACAGGAUGAUCAAGAUUCCGUUCGUUUAUUGGCUGUUGAGGGUUGUGCAGCUCUUGGAAAGUUGUUGGAACCCCAAGACUGUGUAGCACACAUUCUCCCUGUUAUAGUUAAUUUUUCUCAGGACAAGUCUUGGCGUGUUCGUUACAUGGUUGCAAAUCAAUUGUAUGAGCUUUGUGAAGCUGUUGGUCCUGAGCCUACCAGGUCUGACUUAGUUCCUGCAUAUGUUCGGUUACUCCGCGAUAAUGAGGCUGAAGUACGCAUUGCUGCUGCUGGAAAAGUAACUAAGUUCUGCAGGAUUUUGAAUCCAGAACUUGCUAUUCAGCAUAUCCUUCCAUGUGUUAAGGAAUUGUCAUCAGAUUCUUCCCAGCAUGUUCGUUCUGCUUUGGCUUCAGUUAUAAUGGGAAUGGCGCCAGUUUUAGGAAAGGAUGCAACAAUAGAGCAACUUCUUCCGAUAUUCCUUUCUCUUCUUAAGGAUGAAUUUCCUGAUGUCCGACUGAAUAUUAUCAGCAAGCUGGAUCAAGUGAAUCAGGUGAUUGGAAUCGAUCUUCUCUCCCAGUCCCUAUUGCCAGCUAUCGUUGAGCUUGCAGAGGAUAGACAUUGGAGGGUUCGGCUUGCUAUCAUAGAAUACAUACCUCUAUUGGCAAGUCAAUUGGGUGUAGGAUUUUUUGACGAUAAGCUUGGAGCUCUUUGCAUGCAAUGGUUAAAAGAUAAGGUUUACUCAAUACGCGAUGCAGCCGCUAAUAAUGUGAAGCGCCUUGCAGAAGAAUUUGGCCCAGAUUGGGCUAUGCAGCACAUCAUUCCUCAGGUUUUGGACAUGAUAAACAACCCACACUAUCUAUAUAGGAUGACAAUUCUACAUGCAAUUUCCCUACUUGCCCCCGUUAUGGGCUCAGAAAUUACAUGUUCCCAGCUUCUGCCCGUUGUGAUUAAUGCGUCAAAAGAUAGGGUACCCAACAUCAAGUUCAACGUGGCUAAGGUGUUGCAGUCCCUCAUUCCAAUAGUCGACCAGUCUGUGGUGGAGAAGUCAAUCCGUCCCUGUUUGGUUGAGCUUAGUGAGGACCCAGAUGUUGACGUAAGGUUUUUUGCUAGCCAAGCCCUGCAGGCCUCUGAUCAGGUCAUGAUGUCCACCUAGUUUCUUUAUAUUAUUAAUUUGUGUUCUUGUCUUCCCCCAAGUCAUAGCUCCGGUUUAGUCGUCUUUCAGUGUAUCUAUGUAAUAUUUGACCUGAGGCUGAGGUGCUAGAACCGGUUCCUCCCAGAUAUAUUGAUAUUAGAUUUUUUGUAUUUUUUAUUUCUAUUUUUGAUUGCUUCAUUUUAUUUUAUUUUUUGUUAUGCAUUUUUAUAUCCACCUGGGGAAUGAAUAGAAACAUAUCAGCAUUCUAGCC